AUUUUCCAUCCAAGUAGACUUACGUGUCGAGUUACUCCUCAAGCAUAUUAUCUAGACCGUCGUAAAUGUGCUUUAUUAUCAACAGGCUUGGAGCGAUUAUAAAUCAUGCAUAUCGCAUCGUCAGUUGUAUUGCUCUAUACUUCGCCGACCGAAUGUGAUAAAUUUUGAUUACGCGCCCGCAAGAUUCCCGCUCAGUUAUUUUUAAAUUUCUCGCACACCAUUGGAGCAUCGAGGGAUAUUGAUCGAUGCGCAGGUGUCUCCCUCCGGGGACGUGCGCGCGUAAAAAAAGAUCGCAUAUAUCGAAUUCGAUUUAGUUAAUAGAUUUUCUCAAAAUUGUUACUUGAGAUGUAUUCUAAAUGAAUGUACAGUUAGAAAAGCUUCCGUCUAUUUAAAAAUUCAAUUAACCCGAUUGACGUGCGGUGUGAAAGAGUUGAUCAUCCUCGAUCCCGAACCCCGAUGUCUUUUUUUUUCUCUUGAAUUUUUCUCAUAAAAGGGAUCCACUACCGUUCAAUCCGGACGGUUCUCAUUUCUUCACAGCUAUUCACGUGGAGUCGCGACGUAGAAUUUAUAUUCCACAGAAGUUGGAAACCCCUGUCGGUGAACCGAAUUCCAUCGACUUGUACCAAUCAUAAUCGAUUUAAUACUCGCCGUGGUUAGAUUGGUACAAAAUGUACGUUACACUUUGGUAGAUCGUGUAAUGUAACGAAAUGAUAUUUUUUCUUAUAAUUUCUUUUUUAAUUUCCAUUUGAUUUCGACACGCGCUGACGAUCCGCAUUGAUAUUAUACGUUGACUGUGUGGCAGAGGGCUCUACGAGAGUUCAUUGACGUAUGUCUAAUUCAUUGAAAAUUAUAAUUCCUCGCGAGUCCAAUUUAUUAUUCACCGAGUAGACUAUCGCAAGCGUGACAUUAUCCGAUUAGAAAUAGGUAAUAGGUAGAUAAAAACUCGGCUCAAAGAUAUUGUCGCGUACCGGAACAAAUAUGCAGCGUAUACGGAAUGCGCCGCUUCAGAUAUUUCGCUGUAAUUAAAACAUCCGCACGUAAAUUAUCGGGGGCUAAAAUAACGCUAGGUAAAUAGAUUAGCGUCUUAUUAAGGCCACGACACGGAUGCUGCAGCCAAAUUGGAGAGAUGAACACGGGACUGAGCGAAUAAAAAACAGAGUAGCUGAGUCGCUGCAAAAGGCGUAUAAUUGACGCAUACGUAUUCCAAUAUGGGAGAUGAACGUGGGGUUUAUCCCCCGGCGAUUUACCAUGGCAUCUUAUUAUAUUCAUAUGAUCGUCGUGCGCAUCCUCGUCAAAUCACCGUCGAUUCCAGGAUAUCGAGGCUAAGGCCAGAAGAAGAAAAAAAAAUGCAACGCAGUCAUUAAAAUUGAUUUGACGCGGACAGGAUGGUCUGCACAAAUUGUAGGUGAUUAGAGAAUCGAUAUUGGAAGUGUAUCAGAAAAAACAAAAAGGUGCCAAUCGAUCGAUAAUUCUAGCGUACAUUGAAUCAAGAUUUUUUGGGAGACGCAACUUUACACAAGUGUUACAAGCGGAACGGUUGUAUCAACGCAGUCGCGCGACACGUAGUGCAAGUAUAAUUACGUCACGUAUAUGUUCGCUUAUCUUGUUCGUGAACUCUACCAAAAUUUACGAUUUACGAAUGUAAGUAUAUAUGUAUAGUCACCUGUGUCACCUGCGCUACAUCUGUCAGUCUCACUUGACCAGUAUAGCAUAAAGCCAAUGCUCUACCCGUCGUCGGUUCAUUCUGAUGGACGAAAACAAUGUGUAAUACGAUUUCCACGUCAUUUUUCAUAUUAUGUUUUAUUCAAAAUACUUCGUCGAAAGUUAAAGUUUUUCAGAGCAUAAAACGAAAUCAUUUCCAUACCCAGGGAAACGGGUAGAGGUAUGUAAUAUUGUCACGAAAUUUUAAGAUUCAACAAUUGCACCGUCUACAUCGAGCAAUUCACACGACUCGUACCUGCAAUUAAAUACGUUUAUCACACCACCGGAAACGGCAGCUUCCUAUCUUCGCGACAAUUUAUAAAGGGCAUAAGUGACUACACUGCGUAGACUUUUUGAAACCAGGUGAGAUGUCGCUCGUGAGAUAUCAUCCUAAAUUUAUGAGCCGAAUUUACGAAAUGCAGAAGACGAUGAAAAAUUUCAUUCGGAUGUGCAGCUCAAAAAAAGGAGUUCGAAGUUUAACUCACGAUCGAAUGGAUCUUAAACUUUUCACACACGUCUUUCGACGUGUGCCCCGAUUUCAUUUUUGUUUUCGUUCAUCAAGAUUUACACACGCUAUCAAUUUCAGGCGUAUACAUACUUACGUGGAAUUGUGAGACACGUUCGUCUCGCGUCAUGAGAUGAAAGAACUUUUGGUAUAGGUACUAUAUAAACGAAUUGUGGAGCACCGGACCUGCAGCGUCCGAGGUAUGCGAGCUUGGUAGUGAAUUAAAAAAUGGAAAAAAAAACAGAAAAAUAAAAUCACAGCGUUUAGGAACGCGAGUGCGUUCCACAUAAACGAUACAAAAAAGCACGACUUCUUAUUAUAUCGUGAACAUAACUUGUAUAUUUUUGUAUGAAAAAAAAAAAUUUACAAUAAUAAUUUUAGGCCAUUCAACUACUCUCGCUACGUUUUCAUUAAAGGUGUGCCGAUUCUAAUCGACCACGAGUUACGAGUACUCGGGUACACCGAAACAUUGGAAGGAGUAAUUAAAAUUUUGACGAUAGAUCAAACGAGUCGCCGAAUGAAAGAAAAUAAAAUUAUUUUCGCUUCUCACUACCGCGCGAACGUAGCGCGACCGAUCGGGUCGCAUCGUUAUUACCCUGAAUCGAAAAAGGAUCUUCAUCUCCCGCAAGAAAUGUCGAGUUCUUAUUGCAUUUCUAUCGAAAAACCAUUAUUCCGAAAAAACGUGCGAGAUGAAUUUCUUGAAAAAUAUCGACAGAUCUGACAGGAAUUAGAUUGAUUACAUUCUAUGACAAGUUCAUUGAAAAGAGGUGUUAACAACUAGCGGAACAAAUUGUUUAACGAAUACAAAGAGACAUAGAUUGAAGAUUUGCGCGUGGUAUAUCCAGCGAAGGGAUCGAGUUACGGUGGUCUCGAUAUGAGAUUCUCUCCAAUAAUCUUUUUUUGAAGGAUCAAUUUUUUACCUCAUCUAACAUUGUUUUCGGCAAUCUCUUUGGUACGUACGUUCGAUCUAUCUAUGCUGGCAUAUAACUGGCCAUUUCUAAUGAAACUUUCAUACCAUCGGUGAGGAAUCGAUCGUUCCAUUGGCACGACAAUGUGGAUAUGUAGUGUCAUCAAUGAUUAGGAUCUAUGUAGGUCUCGAUCAUCUCGCGAACGUACCGAUGAUAUUGUGGUAUAAAAUUUACAGCUGACUAUAGCCGCUAGUCUGUAACUAAUAGGCUCGAAUUUCGAGUAUAUAGUUUUUAACCACAUAUGCGUCAGUUGUAAAAGUGGAGGUACGCUUUUGUCUAGUUUCGUACUUUCUUCGGCGUAUGUUUCAAAGAGAAAGAGAGAGGAAAUGGAGAGCGAGAAGGGCUAGAGAUUUUUGAAUCAUUGUACGAAACCACCCCGAAAUAAAUUGUGGAACUGAAAGUUCCUAUUUGUUUCGUUUAUUUUAUUUGUCCAUUUUUUGUUCCCAAGAAAGAAUCGAGCGCGAAAGAAAUAGAAGAAUCAAAAAUCAACCUCCGAUCCAAGCGGAGCAAUUUUACUAAUUACCCGGAACGUUUCGCGAAAUGAAAGGUCUUCCCAUACAUCAUGUCACUGACCGAUAUAUUAAUUACGAGAGUGUCAUCAUAGUUGACUUAAAGCUGCGUACAGUCGUUGCCGUUGUCGUUGUUCUUAUGUUUUUCUAAAAUCCUUCGAGUGCGCGUCGAUCUCCAAGUUAUGGUUGGACAAUCCUGACUCUUCCAAGCCCCUCUACUGGCCUAUAUCCUACAAGUAUAUAUGGGCAAGAUUUCUUCACUAGCCAUCAGAAGUUACUUUGGCGUUGUGCCGUCAAUAUCCUUGGCGAUCUGGAGUAAAGUUCAAAUCAAAUAUUCCAUAAAAAUGGCCACAUCCACCCCGAAAUUGUUUCAUCAAAAUUGAACCCUCCAGUGCGACUCGAAAGACGCUCUUUGAACGGUGGAACUCGUUCGACACCUCAGUGGAAAUCACCUCAAAGUGCGGAACGAUUAUUUAUUAAUUUAUACUUUUUGUGUUCGUUGAUCCGAGGAGACGAGAUGAUUUGAUUACCUCGUGCGCGAGAUUGAUAAUUGUGGUGUUGCGUGAAUAGUACAACGGCAUCGAUAAUAACUCGCCAAACAGAAGAAAAAAAAAAACACGAAAGAAAAAACAUUUUUUCCCAAGUACAAUCAAACAAAUCAAAAUAAAAAAAAAAAAACAAAACAACGGAAAUAUGAUUAGUUUGCGGAGCGUAAUAGGCGUAAUUACCCACCGGCGAAAAACAUCGUUACCACUUAACCGUGACAAAAAAAUUUCACCGUUCACCAAACACUCGAAACAGUUGGUUUCAUACGCGAUACUUUUAUUUUGUGUAUUCAAUAUUCUGAGCGUAGAUGGUUUCGAGCAAUCUAAUAUUAGCUACGUUGACGAAUGUAGAACGGAUUGCGCCAGACUCAGGGAUCCCUUUGCGUGUGGAAAAUACAGAGCCGUCCAAUGGAUCCACAACUUGACUUCCGAAAAGGACAUUCGGUACGGAUCGUUCAGAUUGAUCAAACUAUCCUCAUCGCCGGUGGACGAUCCGGUUCUUCCGGAAGUCCCGAAAUUUCGGGGCUUCGGAAGGUACUCGAAAUUUUUGAAUUUCGUUCGAUCCAGCGCCGAGGAGAUGUUGACUCGUCGAGCGAUAGUUUAUACCAUCGAGCAACGGCAGAGCGCAAGAAGUUUGUCGUCAGGGCCGAUGAUUAUGGAUACGGACGAGCUGAACGAUUUCGUCGAGACCGGGAGAUCGGGAGACGAUCGUCUUUUCAAAAAGAAGAAGAAGGGCCUGGCCGUCAUACUGCCGAUAUUGAUCCUCUUGAAAUUGUUGAAAAUGAAAUUAUUGCUGCUCCCGAUUUUCCUCGGAGUUCAUUUCAUCAAGAAGAUUCUAUUGAUCGGAGCACUCGCGAUACCCUCGAUCCUGGCUAAUUUGAAGUACUGCAAAAUACCACCGAUGCAUCAUCAUCAAACUGCGUACAGCACCUGGGCUACGGCCGCCGAUACUCCGGUCGAUUACUCUCUUGGUUCCGGGCACGAAGACGAAGGAUGGAGCCAGAAAAUUGACAUGCUUGGAUACGGCGGAGCGGGUGCUCACGAUCCACUCGUUGCCAGUGCUUCGAGAAAUCCUUAUCGAGGAUAUUACGCGGCUCUGAAACAACAGCAACUGCAAAAUGUGAUGUGAAUCGAUCCAUGAGUUAAGGUGGUGCGAUCGCCGAUGACAUUUAUUCAGAACGCGGUAGACCAAUUUAGAUGAAGAACCUCGUUCACGUUUGUUUUCCCUAAAAAGAAAGAAGAAAAAAAAAAAGGUGUGAUUAGUAUUAUUAACAUAUUUAUUUUUAGAUUUAGAGAUGAUUUAUGGUCCGCGUACGAGGCGUUGCUUUCGGUCUUCUUGAACUUGUCAGAGUUCAAGGUCUCGACCCUUGCGGUAAAUUACAUUCAAUUCCCUCCGCGCCUUUCUUUCAACGAAAUACAAGACACGGACGGCAUUGACCACGGAGUUGUUCGCUCGAGGACCAUUUUAACGAAACCUUCUUUUUUUUUUUUUUUCUUUUCUUCUCUUAAAUAACAAUCGUUGCAUUAUCAUGACAAUGUAAUGGCGAGUGCCAUUAUUUUCUCAACUUAUUCAUAAGCGAAGUCAAAUGUGAAAUAUUUUUAUAAAUAAAUAAAGAACAAAAAAAUCGUCGCUAAAAUACUGUUUGUCCUUUCGUACUUCGUUGGUCUACAUUGAUUCGUUUCACCGAUUCCCCUUGGACACACCCUCGACCUUGAUCGAUUACGGAAUCGAUUCAAUGCAAACGCGGAUGUUUACUCGGAUAGCAUCGCGUUGCACCUCGCUCGCUUGAAGUAGGUUUUCAGUUCAGUUGUAUCGCCGUCAACCAUCAGAAGUUCGCCAAAAAGCAUUUCAAUUUUCCGCGAUGAUUGAGUCGAUGCGUAAUGCGAAUUCUUCUAUUCUGUUUUCACAAUGAGUGGAUCUAUUCGAUCGCACUUGAGUCGGAUGAAACCUGAAUUUUGCCUAGUCGAACCAGGAUCUCGUUUCUGAACUGAAACGGUAUAAUAAGGUAGGACGUGCGUCUCGUUCAUUUUAUGAUUAAACUAUAAGGAUGUGAACUUGGAAGGCUGGUCAGACUGCCUCCGCAAUGCUCCCGUUUCCAGAGUUGACUACGACUUGUUUUUUUCUUAAUUUUUCCUCCGUACCGGAUAAACACCGAAGAUUCUUGGAUCUGCUAUAUUAUAUCAUUAGAAGCGGUACCGCGUAAACGGAAUAACUGUAAAGAAUGUCAGAUAUCGUAUUAAUUGAAUGGCGCCCCCGGGGGCGUCGACUGAGACCAGGUCUUGCGACCUUAUAACUGGUACUUCUGGAUCUCGGCGAAGGGAAAUCCUUGUCCUACCUCCAAGGUUCACCUCAAUUACAAUGUAACAGAUCAUAACGUCGAUCGGACGGUGACGUUUCUGCAUCACGUGCUCCCUGGUAAAAUUAAUUGUCAUAGAAAUUGAAGGAUAACGACCUGCGCCGCGUACCCGUUAAUCAUCACGCAAAUCGCAAGUGUCAAACAUUCUCGCUUCAACACAAUUAACGAUCGCCGUAUGAACUUUGAUAUUUUUAACAAUCUGCAACGCGUUAUUAAUGCGCGGGUAGCGGUAAGUUGUACGGUGCAGUUGUUGAAAAAAAAAAAAAAAAAAAGAAAAGGAAAUAAAAAAGAUCCAUGCAAUUACGCAUCGUCCGCAUUCCGACACUGUUGUACCCUACGAGCAAAUCAUUUGAAUAUGGAUGGGUAGGUAGGUAGGUAGGUGCGAAGUACCCGAGCCCAAUUUCCAGGUAAUGUGAUCGAAGAUUGCCUCUGCAACCUGCAUGCGGUUUCGUAUGUUGGGUUACAUAUGCGUCAGGUACAAAGAAGAACAAAGUUCUGUUUUAUCGGCACGAAACAACGGAAUAUUGGUAUAAACGGUCACCGUGGUCAGCGAUGAUAUUGUGUAACGCUGUUACGGAGCCUGAAUGACCGGCGGUGAAGAAAAUUUUUCAGCAGUUUCUCACAGACAGAAACUGGCGACCGACUGAAAUAUUGUUAACUGUAACUAGCUACUCGAACUUAUCGGUCAUUAGCGCUAAGAAAAAAGGACUGUAGAUAUUAUCUUGCAUUAUCAUAGCUGUAAUUACCUGAAAUUCAUAGAAAAUCUUAACGACGUCACGUGAAUAAUCUUUAAUAUCACGCAUAACGUACUACGGGUUAUUAAUAUCUGACACAGUUAAAACACACACACACGAUAUUUAACGUAACGUACAACAUUCGUAAAGGCAUAUCUUCAGCGAAUAGCGGCACCUCAGAUCGUCCGAUUUUUUCAUAUUCCAAUCUCAAUCUACUGGCCACGAAACGUCGUCAUAUCGAAGUGGUACCAGCCCGGUGAAACGAUGACUUCGUUUCGUUCCAACGGAGAGAUAAAAUAGACGAAUUCCCAGACAUACCUCGAGUCUCUUCGACAGAUCUCAGGAAUUUUCUUUGUCCAUCUUUACCACCCGUUUCUUAACGUACCGUCCAACGCCGAGGUGGGACUUAUGGGUCAAGGUCGUCCGAAGGAGUUCUUGACUCGUGGUUCGUUGGUCCCAAACUCGAUCGACCUACUAACAGAUUUGAACGUUUGCCAGGGCCAGCGUACGGAGUCCGGUAACCCUCUGCUACGCCUCGCCUUACGCCUUACCUCCCAUACGUGGAAUUGGUGAGGUAUAAAAACCGUUAUCGGUAGUCCUACCCAUCCAUCCGUCCGUUUGGUCUAAAUAUCCAAGUAUCUGUCAUACGUGCGUUUCCCAACGACGAGAGUCCGGACAGAAGAGUCACGGAUACAUUUGUCCCUGCCCUGUCGUGCACUUCUUUAUUCCGCGUUUAUAUUGUGAGCUACUAAAUCAUGUAAAUCGCGACGGAUGUAUCACAAUACACGAAGUGCUCGCUGCAAUUUCGAUUUAGUUUUAGAAUAUUAUAUCGUCAGCGGUGGCUAUUUUCAUACCCUCCACUGACCGUAUAAUGACGAUGAUUAUUCAGGUGCAUAUUACGGACAAGAAUUGUACCGGACAUUGAUGUAAUAACUAGCACUCAUAUGGUCUGUCGACCGUUACUUCGAAGGUGGAUCGCAGAAGCGCGGCAUUAUCAUAACGGGUCCGAAUUAUCCCUUUAAAAACCAGAGAAGAAAGCUUUUAACAUUUUUUACGUAUAAUUUUUCUCUCUUCUAUCGAAUCGGCUUCUCAAAUUUCUACGACAAUGUCCGCAAUGAUUUGAAAUCCUAUCACGCGUACUUGACCAUAAAACGAACCUUCCGUACCGGUCAUGGACAUGGAUGUAAUUCUUCAGCGAACACUUUCACACCGACUUACCAACGGCUUCAGUUGAGUGACACUUUGAAUUUUGUACUCUACUAUUGUUCCUGCGAUCCUGCCGAACGACGAGAAAUCUUGGACGUUAUUUUCACGGUUUACGGAGACGACGGAUCAUUCGUUCGAGGAGACGUCGCCGAAGGAAUCAUUGUUUCGAGUAGACGGAAAAAUUUUCGUUCGGAUCGAUUCGUUUUCUCCGGAAGACCUUCGAUUUACUUUUCAACUUACUAUCGAUCGGGUCAUUGAUCAAGUGAGGAGGAGGAUCUCCCGCCGCUUCGAAGACGGAGAUGAAAUUGGAGGGAGGGAGGGGGGGAGGGGGAGGUAUGACGUCAAAAAACCAGUUUUCCAACACUACUGGUGCACUGUAACGAUCUGUUACAAGCUCACGAUUAGGAGAUGUACGUCGUUUGAUGACCUCUCGUACUUCGGUACGUGUAAUUUCUCCGCCAGACGUUGAGACGAUCAUUUGUUCAAAUUAGCGCCGACCGACGUCCGUUGGUUUUUUGUUGGUUCAUUUUUGAGCCAGAGCCAAUUCGAGAAGAAAGUCCAUCGCGUACUCGUUACAUACCUCGGUCGAGAGUGGGCUUUAAGAAAUGCGAACGUAUAGUUCCAGUGAAAUUAACAAGUCUUUGCUAAACGGUUGUAAAUGACACUUAACGCGAGUUCGCUUCUUAAAUAAAGUCCGGCCAUUACUUUCAUUUCGUACAUAACGCGGUCACUCGAGAACUGUUCUGGUCUGUACCUGUGCAACUCUGUAAUCGAGUCGUUUUCAUGUACUGGAUUUGCAUCGUGGGCAUAUUUCAUCGGAACAACUACCGACGAGGUUUUCAAAAAUACUCGGAAGAUCGGUGGAACGCCCAUUUCUCCCGUCGGCGGUACGCUUCGUUCGUUUCUGGGAGAGACCUUGGCCAGGCGGCGCAGGGAAUGUCAAAUAAGGCGAUAUUAUCCACUUUUAUUUUAGGGGUCCUCCACCUCUCGGGACACUCUUGGUCAUCCUGAGCGCGGUUUGGUGAGCACCGGAGGAAUGGUGGCACGUUGUAACAAGUGUUGAACAAACUUAUAGAUCCAACAGUGACGGUGGCUGGCCGGGUAACCCAGAUCGGACGUACGCAGCGUCCAAUCCAGUCAAUUCCCUGACUCCGUUCGCCAGUGCCGCGUCGUCCGCCGAGCACAAUCGGCCGAUUUUCCAAGCCUUUCGAACUCAUCCUAACUGACUAAAAACGCGCCAAUACACGCCGGAUUUUUAUAACACAGUUUGUCAUUGGUUUCUUAUUCGAUUCAUUCGCGCGCGGUUCCAUACAACGCGAUAGAUAUA
Athalia rosae (coleseed sawfly) is the source of this 9852-nucleotide messenger RNA. RefSeq lists its product as uncharacterized. Lineage: Eukaryota; Metazoa; Arthropoda; Insecta; Hymenoptera; Athaliidae. The record is from RefSeq and is a predicted model, not a curated record. The transcript is spliced from 5 exons. The coding region runs from base 4377 to 5357 and encodes 326 amino acids.